CAGUCCCCAAACAUCACGUGAUCUAGUAGUAAGGAAAUGGCUGAUAGAUACACAGUGUAUAGUGUUAAUACUGAGUAAAUAAACUCGUCGGUGUAUAGUUCUAUGUCUACUUUAGCCGUCUAUCAGACAUCAGAGAGACAGGACCUAAAGCAAUGUCGGUAGAUUUGUCGCUGGAGUGGCAGCAGUCGAGGCAAUGGCUCAUCAACAGUGGAGUCAUACCAGUGACACACAAUGUGACAAAACCUGGUGUGGAUUUGGUGGAUUUUGUGCGUUCACUGAGAGAUGGGGUGUUUCUGUGUAGCCUGCUCAACAAGCUGAGGCCUGACUGUGUGUCUAAAAACGAAUUCAACCCAAAACCUCUCAUGCAGCAUUCUUAUCUGAAAAACAUCUCGACAUUUCUUCACAUCUGUGAGACCAAGUUUCGGCUGAAGGAGAGCGAUCUGUUUAUAGAGUCGGAUCUUUACGAUGUGGACAAUUUUCAAAAGGUGGUCCAGCUGCUCUCUAAGCUCUCGCACACGCCCGAGGCACUUCAGCUGGGAUGGGUACCCUUCCCUCGACAAGAGAAACCGAAUACUUACUACAAUGAAGUGGCUGCGAAUAAAGAUGAAGACGAUAUUUAUGCCUCCCUCAAAGACAUUGGAAUGGAGCGGCUGUAUGCCAAUGUGGGGGAGUACCCUCCACCAGUUGAAGAAGAGGAGGACCCGUAUAGUUACGGUGAUGACACUAUCUACGACUCCAUCUGUUACUACCAGUCCCCGCCUGUGAAGACAAGUGACGCAGACGAGAAGAAAGGCUACGUGAUGAAGGAACUGUUUGAGACAGAAAGGAGCUUCCUCACCGUGUUGCAUCUCAUCAGUCAAGAAUUCUUCAAUGCACUCUGUGAACUUAUCAAUGCCGAGGACGUGCAACUCAUCUUCUCAACUGCCAAGGAGCUCUACCCAAUCCACACUGCUCUCCUGGAGGGAUUUGAGAAGAGUCUGGAGCCAGGAGGGGACAUCUCCAAGUGCUUCCUUGAUGCUCAGCAAGGGCUACUACAAUAUGGUAUCUAUGCAGCUAGACUACCCAAAGCUGUGGAGAGGGCAAAGCAGCUGGCUACUCGGCGUGAGACAGGACAAGUAUUGCAAGCGUGUCAAGAUCGCUCUAGACAACGGUUUCCCCUCAAAGACCUCCUAAAUGUGCCAAUUCAGCGGUUUCUCAAGUACCCACUGCUCAUAAAGGAGUUGCACAAAUGUGCUGGACGGACCAGUCUACCCAAUCAGAGUGAGAUCUCCAGCUUAGAGCGUGUUCAGGAGUUACUGGAGGACAUAGCUCGUUACAUCAAUGCCACCAAGGGAGACUACGAGGGCAUGCGUCAGAUAGAGGAGGUGGAGCAGAGCUUAGAGCAAUAUCGGGGACCACACCUCACUACGUACGGCAACUAUCAUCUGGACGGGGAGCUACGAAUUAAGAGUGCUGACGGGGGAAACGCUCGAACUCCUCGCUGGGUGUUUCUGUUUGACAAAGUGAUGCUCAUUUGUCAUAAGAAGAAUAAACUACGACUUGGCUUUGAAGUACGUUACUCGGUCAAGCACGUCUUUCCAGUUAACUCCCUGAGGGUGGAGCCCAUCACUAACCCCUCGGGGAAAGGGGGCAAUUUUUCACAGGGGUUCAAACUCAUUGUGAAAGGUCAUGGCGAUUUUCUGGCCUUUGCCAAGACGGAGGAGCUCAAGUCACAGUGGAUAGACGCCAUUAAUCAUGCACGUGAGAUGAGCUCACCAAGAGAUGGGAAGAAAGGUCAUCAUCAGUUUGAGUUGUUGACCUUUGAGAAGCCACGUUACUGUGAUGGCUGUCAGAAACUACUCCACGGCUGCUACUUCCAGGGCUACUUCUGUAAAGAAUGUUCAAGAGCCUCUCACAGAGAAUGUCUCUGCAACGUACUAAGCUGCUCUACCCCACUCCAGCCGGGUCCACCCCCUGGUCAUCGUCGCCUAGCACCGUCACGCUCGGGACCUAAACUGGAGCGCCCCACACGACCCACACCACGAGAUAGAACAUUGCACACUAAUGGUGUGGAGAGCAAGCGAGGUCAGAUCUAUGUUGCCAAGCAACGGUACGAUGCCAUUGGUGGCCGUGCCAACCGAGUCUUGUCAUUUGACCGUGCAGAGGAACUGGAGGUCCUCAAUGCAUCCACUGGAGGGGACUGGUGGGAGGCCAUCUCCCUCAAGACUGGCAACAGAGGAGAGGUCCCGGCCAGCUACCUCCUGCCCAAGGGGAUGGUUGAUGCUGAUGGCCUCGAGCUAGGAGCCUCCGCAGUGAGCAUGUCACGCGAGAGUGAGUCCAUGACCCAUUACCCGUGGUACAUCGGGAAGAAGUCUCGGAUAGAGGCGGAGCAAGCGCUCCACAAAAUGAAGGAUGGUGUGUUUGUGAUACGAGAGAGUGAUGUGAGGGACAGAGAGUAUGCCAUUGCACUCAAGUGGAACAGAAUGCCCAAGCACAUUAAAAUCCUCAAGCAUCCAUUGUCAAGAAAGUACUUUGUCGCUGAUGUCUGUGAAUUUGGAUCAGUUGCAGACCUAGUUAAAUUCUACAGUACCAACUCACUUGGCGCCAGUUUCCCGGGAGUGGACACGUCACUAAAGUACCCCUACAAAGAUGCGGUCCCGGACGCAAGACGAGCUCGUUCCAUAUCCAACCCACCCACCCCUCAACUCAACCCCCCGGUCAGUCCUGUAGGCGUACUACCCCCCAUCAGUGCGGCGGUGGAUCGUUUUGCUGACGUUCUCUUCAACUUUGUAGCCGAGUACCCAGAUGAACUAAGUGUAGAUAUACAUGAUCGAGUCAAGAUCUUGGAGAAGGACACCAACCUAAUGGGCUGGUGGCUAGGGGAGUGCAAUGGAAGAACUGGACUGUUCCCAUCAAAUUAUGUACGUGAAAUCGGCAGCUGAACAAAAUCAUUAGUGUGUCAGCAGUUUGCAAUCAGUGCUCGUUGGAUGUUAGCGUUUAUUUUCACUGUUUGUCUGUGUAGUGCAUUCGUUGUGCUAGAAAUAUUAUAUGUGCUUGCUAUGUGUAUACAUUACUACGACUGUGAGAUGUUUUGUUAUGAUAAUUAUUAUGAUAUUGAUUUUGUCAA
This is a messenger RNA of Halichondria panicea, 3106 nucleotides long. RefSeq names its product guanine nucleotide exchange factor VAV2-like. Gene Ontology annotation, biological process: cell migration; regulation of GTPase activity. The coding region runs from base 153 to 2921 and encodes 922 amino acids. Gene Ontology annotation, molecular function: guanyl-nucleotide exchange factor activity; protein binding. Gene Ontology annotation, cellular component: cytoplasm. The transcript has 21 exons. Lineage: Eukaryota; Metazoa; Porifera; Demospongiae; Suberitida; Halichondriidae. The record is from RefSeq and is a predicted model, not a curated record.